This is a messenger RNA of Myotis myotis, 2228 nucleotides long. RefSeq names its product modulator of smoothened (gene MOSMO). NCBI's taxonomy places the organism in Eukaryota, Metazoa, Chordata, Mammalia, Chiroptera, Vespertilionidae. The record is from RefSeq and is a predicted model, not a curated record. Gene Ontology annotation, biological process: negative regulation of smoothened signaling pathway. Gene Ontology annotation, cellular component: Golgi apparatus; ciliary membrane. The coding region runs from base 65 to 661 and encodes 198 amino acids. The transcript has 4 exons.
GCCCGGGGCUCGGGGGGUGGGGGGAGCGGGGCGGGGAGAUGGAUAAACUGACCAUCAUCUCAGGAUGUCUCUUUCUCGCCGCCGAUAUCUUCGCCAUCGCCAGCAUCGCCAACCCCGACUGGAUCAACACCGGGGAGUCCGCGGCGCAUCGCAGAAGCGCUUUAGAGAUCUUAAUAGCAUCACCGAGUUAAAUAAUACGGUACACCCGAGCGGCAGGCAGCUCGGCGCAGCGGCGGUGCCUGCGGACCGCGGAGCCGGCGCUGGCGGACCGAGGCGGCACCUUCUUCAGACGGAUGUCGCAGGUGCAUGCCCGCGCGGUUUCCAGCUGCUUGCUCAUGCCAGGCGAAGGGAAUAUUGGGGGUUAGGAAUGUCAGGUGCCUUCCGAGCACUCACUGUGGGCCUUGUGCGACAGUGUCAGACAAUCCAUGGACGAGACCGAACAUGCAUCCCACCUCGGCUGCCCCCGGAGUGGGUGACCACACUGUUUUUUAUCAUCAUGGGAAUCAUUUCAUUGACUGUCACAUGUGGUUUGCUGGUGGCUUCCCACUGGCGAAGAGAAGCUACAAAAUAUGCUCGAUGGAUAGCAUUCACUGGAAGUAUCCAAGAGAAUCCAAAUGUGCUGUGUAACAUUUGGCAUGGUCAUUCGCCCAAAAUGAGAUAGACUGUGUGUAUAAUAUAAAAUAAUCCACCUAAAUAGUGCAAAGCAAACAAAUGUACUGGUGUAUCUCUUGAAUUAGUAUGUUACUUGAGAAAAUGUUACUUUUUAAUACAUUUCUGGAGCUGUUCCAGGAAAAGACUCCCAUUUUGACUAUUUUUUUGGUUAAUUUGCUUUUUUUAAAGUAUAUUUUUAUUGAUUUUAGAGAGGAAGGAAGAGGGAAAGAGAGAUAUUGAUCAGCUGCCUCCUGCACGCUUUCUACUGGGGAAUCAAGCCCGCAACCCGGGCAUGUGCCCUUGACCGGAAUCGAACCUAGUACCCUUCAGUCCGCAGGCCAGUGCUCUAUCCACUGAGCCAAGCCAGCGAGGGCUCUUCUUUUGGCUUUUAAAGGACUCUAUUAAGUUUUAUUGAUUGGCCCAAAAGUAAUUUAAGACAAGUGUCAUCUGAUAUGUUUAUCCAGGACUGUCACUAUUCCUUGGAAUGGGUCUAACUUGGGAAAGGUUUCUCAUUCAGAUUAUAACGGAAAGCUUCAACUCUUCAUAUACAAUGAGUAUAGUAAUCUGUCUUCACAUUACACUGAGAAAUGUUUCUGCCUCCAGAAUUGAAAAGACUGUUCACAUUUUACCAAUGUGCUUUCAAAAAGCAUAAACUGUUUUCUUGGAAAAACUAGCCUAUCCAUAGGCAGUCUGCAUUUGCUCAGAACAUUUCUUCUAUAGCACCGGGGAGCACACUGUUUGCUAAAAUAGUGGCCUGUGGAAUUACUUCUACUCAGACAGUGGGUUUUCUGAUAUUUUUCUAGAAACAUUUUUAGCAAAUACUAGAUUUCAUUGUGUUUGUAUACAAAACUCAAAGGUUUCUCACCCUCCCCCACCUGUGUAUAUUCAGAAACCUAACAGGUUGGGUGGUUUGGGGGUGGGGGGCUUUGUCCAUGAUAAGAGAUAGCCACUCUGACAAUUUGCUAAUCAUUGCGGAAGUCUGAGAUUCUUUCCACUAGCUGACUUUAAACCAGAGUGAGGUAAAUGGUACUUGGAUGUACCCUUUCUCUGAUUCCUUUUAACUAGUACCAACUGAGAGGAACAGAGAAUUGGCAAAAUAAUAACUCCAAUGACAUGCAACAUUUAUUCAGCACUUACUCUCAAUGUGGCUGGCACUGUGCCAGGACUUGCUAAUGUUUGUUUAUACUUCUAGCAUUUACUUCAUUUUCAGAAGGGAACCAGAAGCCUGAGAUUACACAGCUAUUAAGUAGCACAGCCAGAAUGUAGCCCUGAAUCACCAUUUAAGUAAAUGGUCAAGAGUAAUGCAUAUGAGUACUUGGUAGGUUUGGGGACCUUUCUUAACGCUGAUAUUUGAAAUUGUCUCAAAAGGCUAAUCCAGCUUUCCCUGAAUUUAAUUGUUAGAUUUGGGGGAUAUUAUAUGAUCUGUAGUAUAUGCAAAUAUUUUGACAAGUGGUUUAUGUUUUGACAGGUUUGACCAUGUUAUCAAUCCACAACCCUUCUUAUAAACUUCCUUUGCGCCAAAUUUUCAUUGUUUUCCUAAUCACCAAACCAUGUUACUAAUGUUGUGUUUUGGUUUG